Molecule: messenger RNA, 483 nt
Organism: Diaporthe amygdali
Lineage: Eukaryota; Fungi; Ascomycota; Sordariomycetes; Diaporthales; Diaporthaceae
Exons: 2
Coding region: 1-483 (160 amino acids)
Source: RefSeq, a predicted model, not a curated record
AUGCGUUUUACCAACGCUCGCUUCUUGACAAUUUCGCUUACUCUAUACGGGGUCACCUCCGCCAAAAGAUUUCACCUCACCAUUGUCCCGGAAGAUGGAUCAAGCUCUUAUCCAGUUUCAAUAGCCACUGUCUCACGCGGAGCUCUGAUUCUUUCCUCAGCACUUGAGUACAGUAGCCUAUUUACGUUUAACGACACUUCUGGCCGCAUCUUCCAAGCAGAUUCAACCACGACUGGCAAUGGGCCCAUCACAGCCGGCAAUGUUGUGCUCUUUAACUUUUACACGACACUUGAAGGGUCCGCGAUGGAGCGAGUUGCGAUAAGCGACGAAGUGUACUUAGUCAAGAAUGGAACGGCGGCCGAUAAUCAUUAUGUCUGGUGGAGUAUACCAAGCGAAACAGGACUCCCUGUUGGCAUUGAGUACCGAGGAAGCAGCUCUGCGGAUGCGAACGCGGCGCUGAGGGUAGACUUACAGGCCUCUUGA